AUGUACCAGGAGGUGGCUUUCCUGGCAGGCAGCACCGAACGCCAGUUCACCACUUUCCAUUUCAACCCACUGGCCAACCCUCAGGAAAUCAGCAGUAAGAAGGGAGUUUUCUACAAACGUGCCAAGCUCCUGAGGCCUGAGCCGGAUGAGGAGACGUGCCGCCCGCCCCGCCCGGAAGAGGGCGUGGCCGGGGAGGGCGUGGCCAUAAUCAACGUGGGCGGCAUCAAGUACCGUAUCCCGUGGGCCACGUUGGCGGAGUUCCCGCUGACGCGCCUGGGCAAGCUGCGCAGCUGCAGCAACCGGGAGGAGAUCCUGGAUGUCUGCGACGACUACGACGCCUGCCGCAACGAGUUCUUCUUCGACCGCAGUCCCAGCGCCUUCCGCUCCAUCGUGACGUUCCUCGCCGCGGGAAAACUGCGCCUGCUGAGGGAGAUGUGCGCUUUGUCCUUCCAGGAGGAGCUUUUGUACUGGGGGGUGGAGGACUCCAGUUUGGAGUGGUGCUGUCUCCGUAAGCUGCGCCUCCGUCAGGAGGAGCACAGGGAGCAGCUGAGGCAGGAGGAGGAGGAGGCGGAGAUGGCCACGCAGCAGUCCUGCGAGGACACCUCGCAGGCGGCGGCGGCUGCGGCGGCUGCGCAGGACGAGGGCCGCAUGGCUGCGUGUAUGCGCAGGCUCAGGGACAUGGUGGAGAACCCGCACUCGGGCCUGCCGGGGAAGAUCUUCGCGUGUCUGUCUGUGGUGUUUGUGGCGAUCACAGCCGUCACGCUCUGCAUUAGCACUAUGCCCGAUCUCAGAGAGGAGGAAGAGAGGGGGGAGUGUUCCCAGCGAUGCCACAACAUCUUUGUGUUGGAAACAGUGUGUGUGGCCUGGUUCUCUUUGGAGUUCCUGCUACGUUUCAUCCAAACCCAGAGCAAGUGCUUGUUUUUGCGAACGCCCCUGAACAUCAUCGACGUGGUGGCCAUCCUGCCCUAUUACAUUACGCUGAUCGUGGACUCGUUGUCCGUGGGUGACCGGCCCACCAGCUCCGGAAACAACUAUUUUGAGAAGGUGGGUUUGGUCCUGCGAGUCCUGCGUGCUCUGCGGAUCUUCUAUGUGAUGCGUCUGGCGCGUCACUCGCUGGGCCUCCAGACGCUGGGUUUGACCGUUCGCCGUUGCACUCGCGAGUUUGGCUUGCUGCUGCUCUUCCUGUGCGUUGCCAUGGCGCUCUUCUCCCCGUUGGUCUUCUUGGCGGAGAGCGAGAUGGGCGCGAAGCAGGAGUUCACCAGUAUCCCUGGCAGCUACUGGUGGGCUGUCAUCUCCAUGACGACCGUCGGCUACGGCGACAUGGUCCCCCGCAGCAUCCCAGGCCAGGUGGUGGCGCUAAGCAGCAUCCUAAGCGGGAUCCUACUGAUGGCGUUCCCUGUCACCUCCAUAUUCCACACAUUCUCCCGCUCCUACCUGGAGCUAAAGGAGGAGCAGAGCCGAGCUUCUCGCCACAAACCUGACUCCCAGGACAGUACCAAGUCUCAGAACAGCGAGGACUCACAAGACACGGACUCCUCCUUUCCCGGAAUUGCAGAAACAGCCGCUGGCCAUCGGAAGUCCGUCACCAUGGCAAUGUGUCGAGUUUCAGAGAACAGACAGUCAUUUAAGACCUAA
Chanos chanos (milkfish) is the source of this 1635-nucleotide messenger RNA. It is a transcript of the gene kcng2, whose product is annotated as potassium voltage-gated channel, subfamily G, member 2. Gene Ontology annotation, molecular function: voltage-gated potassium channel activity. Lineage: Eukaryota; Metazoa; Chordata; Actinopteri; Gonorynchiformes; Chanidae. The record is from RefSeq and is a predicted model, not a curated record. The transcript is spliced from 2 exons. Bases 1 to 1635 code for a protein of 544 amino acids. Gene Ontology annotation, biological process: action potential; protein homooligomerization; potassium ion transmembrane transport. Gene Ontology annotation, cellular component: voltage-gated potassium channel complex; membrane.